AUGGCACCGAACCUCAUCACUGGCACCGUCAAGCCCACUGGAAAGCCGACCGCUGGUCAAUCAACACUCGGACACCUCUUCGGCAGCAAAGGCAAUUUCGAAAGCCAACUCCGCCGACAAGAGCAAGCGCUUGGUCGCGAAGAGGGCCGCCUCGCAGUUCUCCAUUCAAGGCACGAUGCCAUCGACAGCAUGAAGAGUCAACUCGCUGCGAACGAAGAGGUUGCAAGAUCCCACAAGAUGAUCGAAGAAUGGCUGCAAGAGCAGGCAAACGUGGUUUACCAGCUCGCAGCAAUCUUCAACAAGCGCAGGAGUCUUGCAGCACCUGCGGAUCUGCAGAUCCAGUUUACUGAAAUGCAGUUUGCUGCCCAUACAAGUUUGCGACAACUCUUCACUGGUGAGCACGCCCUCGAUGCCGCACCAAUGAAGCACUUCAAAGAAGAAAAGGUGAAGCUGUUGCGCGAAGUGAAAGAAGUACGCAAAGAGAACGAACAAUUGGAAGCGGCAGCAAGAGCCCGAGAAGCAGAAGACAAAGCCAUAAGAGAAGAAUUGGCAAGCGCAAAAGCCGAAAUAGCAAGCCUCAAAGACACCGCAAAAAUGAGCAUGUCGAUCAAAUCGGAAUUCCGCGACGCGAACGAGAACCUCCAAGCACACGCCGCCAACCUCGAGCAAAUGCGCAAAGAAGAAAACGAACGCGCAAACAAGACAGAAGCGAUAUUGGCAUUGCGCGACCAAGAACUCGUCGCCAUGAAAGAACGUGCCGAGACGGCUGAAGCCAAGCGAGAAUCACUCCGAGAAAAGCUUGAGGACGCGAAGGAACAAACAAUAGAGGCGAUGCAAGGCAAGAUUGUGGCGGAUAAAAGAGUGAAGGAGUUGAAGAAGGAGCGCAUCCAGGCGCAGGACAGGGAAAAGGCCUUGCUAGCUACGAUAAGUCAGCAGGCAAAGGAGAGAGAGUUGGAGAGAUUGGAGCAGGAGAUGGGUUCGCAGGCGCAGCUGCAGGAGAACCUUAAUACUUUCGAGGCAGUUUUCGAGGAGGGUGGAUCGGCGGGUGAUGCGGCGGCGGCGUUCUUGCGUGAGUCUAGUUAG
This is a messenger RNA of Alternaria conjuncta, 1083 nucleotides long. RefSeq lists its product as uncharacterized. Bases 1 to 1083 code for a protein of 360 amino acids. NCBI's taxonomy places the organism in Eukaryota, Fungi, Ascomycota, Dothideomycetes, Pleosporales, Pleosporaceae. The transcript is spliced from 2 exons. The record is from RefSeq and is a predicted model, not a curated record.